AUGAGUUCCCGCAUUUCGUCUUUCUCAUACCUUUGGGUACUUGCAAUCUUUAUAUUAUUUCAUGGUUCUUUAUCUGAUGAAAACUCCGGUAAUGUUUCAUGCAUCGGAUACGAGAAAACUGCUCUUUUGGAGUUCAAGAACGACCUCAAGGAUGGUGGGAACCGGCUCUUUUCCUGGAACAGUAGCAAUGAAGAUUGCUGCAAAUGGUACGGAAUCACCUGCAACAAUCAAACUGGUCAUGUUACCGAGAUCCGCCUUCGUGGGCCUGAUGAUAUGGAUAGCUUUGAAGACCAAGAAGCAUCGAUACAGAGGUUUGGMGGGAAACUCAACCCUUCUUUACGUAAUUUGACUUCACUCGACUACUUAGAUUUGAGUUGCAAUGAUUUCGAAGGGAACCUGAUUCCUACCUUCAUUGGGUCCCUCCAAAACUUGACUUAUCUGAAUCUUUCUGAGUCAAGAUUUUCCGGAGAGAUACCGAGUCAACUCGAGAAUCUCUCUGCACUACGCGUACUCAGUGUCAGGAAUGUUUAUAGUGGUGAUCAGGAUGAGCAAACAGUGAAGAGUUUGCAGUGGUUAUCGGGUCUUUCUUCUUUGCGCCACCUUGACAUGAGUGGGGUUCAAAUUGGCAAAGUGUUCGAUUGGCGACAGGUGAUUCGAACCCUUCUCCCUUCUUCUCUUGUAGAACUGCAUUUCUCGUCUUGCGGACUUCCUCCUUUCACACCUAGUUUAACCAUGGUCAAUCUUAGCUCGCUUUCAGUUCUUGAUCUUUCAGAUAACAAUUUUAGUACAAACUCGAUACCUAGUUGGAUAUCUAGUUUACAGAGUCUAGUUUCCUUAAACCUUGCUAACUGCAAUUUCAAUGGUCCAAUUCCUGGUGCUCUUAUGAACAUGGCUUCCCUUAUUACCCUUGAUUUGUCAAAUAAUCAACUCACGGGUGUUCAAACUAUUCUUAGUUCGGUUCCUGGAAACAUCUGUAACUUGAGGGAAAUCAAUCUUUCUUGGAACAAAUUUCACGGUAAAAGUCUAUCGGAGGUCCUUACAAGUUUGUUUAAUUGCGAGUCAUCUAAACUCGAGUCUUUAAAGUUCGCAUCAAGUGGGCUUUCUGGUUAUUUACCACCACAACUCGGAAAUAUGACAAACUUGGUUCUUAUUGAUCUUAACAACAAUUCAAUUUCUGGGUCGAUCUCCGAUUCCCUAGGAAAUUUAUUAUCCUUGCAAACUCUAGAAAUUGGGUCUAAUUCAUUAUCAGGCCCGCUUCCUGACUCGAUAGGAAGAUUGUCAUCGUUGCUAUCAAUGUAUCUUCCUGACAAUUUUAUAUCCGGCCCACUCCCAGAUUCUUUAGGAAGAUUAUUGUCUUUGGAGCUGUUAGAUAUUUCGGAUAAUGAAAUCAAUGGAACUCUUCCCCAAAGUGUUGGCCAACUUACGAAGCUGAUGACCCUAAACAUUGGGAACAAUUUGUUAACAGGUGUUGUGACUGAAGAUCAUUUUGCUAAGCUCACCAGUUUAGCCACUUUACGAGCAGAUGGAAACAUGUUAAGACUCGAGAUAUUGGCUGAUAACUGGGAACCACCUUUCCAACUCCAAAGGUUGAGCUUGAAUUCUUGGAGUUUAGGUCCAAAGUUCCCUUCUUGGCUUCAAAACCAAACAAAUCUGUUCAUCUUGUAUCUAGCCAGCACAGGGAUUUCAGAUAACAUUCCAAGUUGGUUUUGGACUACGUUUUUGGAUUUGCAGUAUCUGAAUCUCUCUGAUAAUGAUUUCUCGUCAGUGUCUCUGAGCGAAUACUUUUGUUCUAAAGCAGAUGCAGAACAGAAACAGGUUAAAUAUGUGAAUCUGGGUAAUACUAGUCUUUCAGGUGUUCUUCCUGAUUGCUGGGCAACCUGGGGAUUCUUGAAUAUCUUGAACUUCCAGAACAAUAAUCUCACUGGUGAAAUUCCAAGAUCUUUGGCAAAUUUAUCCAUGUUAGAAUCAUUAAACAUGCGCAAUAACAAGCUGUCUGGAGAAUUACCUAUGAAUCUAAUGAAUUCACAGAGGUUACUGAUUAUUGACCUUUCUGAAAACGAAUUCAUUGGAGGCAUACCAAUACCGAUAGGUGGAGAAGCUACCAGAUUGAGGGUUCUCAGCCUUCAUUCAAACAAAUUGAAUGGCAAGAUCCCAAGUGAAAUCUGCAGAUUUGUGUCUAUCCAGAUUCUGAUCCUUGCUAAUAACAAUCUUUCAGGGGAAGUACCAAACUGUUUCCACAAUUUUAGUCUCAUGGCAGGAAAAAUGAACCCAGAUCAAAGCAUCAAGCUAGACGGAAUUGAAUUUAGGGGCAGUGCUUGGUUGGCGAUGACGGGGAGGGUGAAUGCAUAUAGCAGCAUUCUUGGUCUAGUGACAUUUUUGGACCUUGCAGGGAACAAUUUAUCCGGGGUUAUUCCAAGUGAGAUUACGAGGCUGGUGGAGUUGAGAUAUUUGAAUAUUUCCGGUAAUAGGUUAACAGGGAGGAUCCCUGAGAAGAUCGGUGACAUGAAGUUAAUAGAAUCUCUUGAUUUGUCAAUGAAUCAACUUGACGGGAUGGUUCCAUUGAGCAUGUCAAGCUUGAGUUAUUUGAAUUUGUUGAAUUUGUCGUACAACGAUUUGACAGGAAGGAUUCCAUCGAGCACUCAGCUUCAGAGCCUUCCAGAGUGGAGCUUUGUUGGCAACAAGCUGUGUGGAGCUCCGCUUACCGUAAUGUGCGAAAGGCGAGGUGGAAGGGCGGGUGACACCGGUGAAGCAGGUGGAAGUGGUGGACCAGAUUGGGGACUUAUUAUAAGCAUAGUGGUUGGAUUCGUGGUGGGGUUUUGGGUUGUAGUGGCUCCAUUGAUGGGUAGCAAGGCAUGGAGGUUUAAGCAUGAUCUCAUAGACGAUACCAACCGGCUCUCAUCUUGGAACARGGMAAACAUCAACUGUUGUAGAUGGGMUGGAAUCGUUUGCGAUAACUUCACUGGUCUCGUCCAAGAGAUUCAUCUUCGAGGACCCGAUCCAGAACUUGAAGAAGCAUCCACACAGAUGUUAGGAGGAAAAAUAAAUCCUUCGCUGCUAUCGUUGAAGCAACUUAGGUAUCUAGAUUUGAGCUGCAAUGACUUUGGAACUACAGAAAUUCCUAGUUUCAUCGGUUCUCUUCAGAACUUGAGAUAUUUGAAUCUCUCAAUGUCGCAAUUCUAUGGUCGAGUACCUCAACAACUCGGGAAUCUAUCCAGGUUGGCUGUUCUUGAUCUCAGAAACGGACCMUGGCUAAGUAACGUUCAGGUGAACAAUCUGCAUUGGCUGUCGAGUCUCCCUUUGUUGCAGCACCUAGAUAUGUCUGGCUAUGAUCUUAGCGGUGCAUCCGACUGGCUUCAAGUAAUCAACACCCUUCCGUCUUUGGUAGAAUUGCACUUGUCUUCAUGUAAUCUUUCUCAGAUCUCUAAUCAUUUAACCACAGUUAAGUUUACUUCACUAACCAUCCUCGAUCUUUCGUAUAACAUUUUCGACACUUUGAUGCCUGGGUGGAUUUUCAGUCUAACUAAACUAGUUUCCUUAGAUUUGACAAGAUGCCUUUUCCAUGGUCCAGUUCCUGGUAAUGUUGGUGGUUUUCAUAACAUGAUCGAUCUAAAAGUCGUUCACGUGUCUGAAAACGAUUUUAUGAAUUCCUCAUCCGUUUUGAGGGGGUUGUUGAGCGUAACCGGUCUUGUUUCCCUGGAUAUUAGUACCAGUAAUCUUUCAACUUCAAUUCUUGGUGGUCUUCAGAACAUGACUUCUCUUGUUAGUAUCGAUUUGUCACAAAAUCAAAUCACGGAGACCUUGCCAAACUCAUUUGGUACCCUUUGCAACUUGAGGUAUGUUGAUUUCCGAGCUAACUAUUUCACUGGAAGUGUAUCAGGGAUUCUAGAUAACUUAUGUGAAUGUAAUUCGCCAAAGAUGGAGUAUUUUGCGCUCAGUGCAAACCUCCUUUCUGGUCGUUUACCAGAUAGAUUAGGAAAUCUUCAAAAUCUAGCCACCCUUGAUCUUGCAUUCAAUUACAUUUCUGGUGUAAUUCCAUAUUCUAUAGGAAGAUUGUCAAACUUGAAACAAUUGGUGCUUAAUGUUAACUCCAUGUAUGGUCUGCUCCCAGAUUCAAUGGGGAACUUAACAUCAUUGGAUUGGUGUUUUAACUGA
Molecule: messenger RNA, 4152 nt
Organism: Cynara cardunculus var. scolymus (artichoke)
Lineage: Eukaryota; Viridiplantae; Streptophyta; Magnoliopsida; Asterales; Asteraceae
Product: receptor-like protein EIX2
Exons: 3
Coding region: 1-4152 (1383 amino acids)
Molecular function (GO): protein binding
Source: RefSeq, a predicted model, not a curated record